This is a messenger RNA of Paramecium sonneborni, 545 nucleotides long. Lineage: Eukaryota; Ciliophora; Oligohymenophorea; Peniculida; Parameciidae. The record is from the annotation of a GenBank genome assembly.
AUGUAAUAAAUUGAUUAAUUCAUAAAUUUUGUUGGAUUAGAAGCAUGUGAUUAUGAAAAAACUCUUAUUGGAAUUGCAAAUUAUCUAGGAUUUAAAAGGCCUAGUUAUUUAGCAUUAUCUUAUUUGUCAUUUUCAAUAUUGCUAAUUUAUUUAAAUAUUCAACCUCAAUUUAUUAGUGACUUUAUAGGAUUUUGUUUUCCAGCAUUUAAAACAUUUUAAGCAUUAAAUUCCAUAUGUAAGAUAUUCUUAACUAUAUAAUUUAGAUGAUUCUUAAUUAAAGUGGAUAACUUAUUGGAUAAUGUACUCAUUAGUUGUAUUGAGCCAUAAAAUCAUAUUAUAUUACAUACAAGCAUACACUUUGUAUUAUAUUUUCAGAAUUGCAGUGUUUAUAUACUUGUUUUCAAGCGGAGCUGAAAAGUUAUAAUAAUCAAUAGAGAUUUUAUAUAAAAAAUAUUCAUAGGGAAUAGAGAGAAAAUUGGAGGAAUUAAAUUAAAAAUUCACUUUUUGAAAAAAAUUUAUUUUCAUUGUUCAGAUUUUUUAUGAAG